This is a messenger RNA of Gossypium raimondii (Peruvian cotton), 2643 nucleotides long. Its product is annotated as scarecrow-like transcription factor PAT1. NCBI's taxonomy places the organism in Eukaryota, Viridiplantae, Streptophyta, Magnoliopsida, Malvales, Malvaceae. Gene Ontology annotation, cellular component: nucleus. The transcript is spliced from 3 exons. Gene Ontology annotation, biological process: regulation of DNA-templated transcription. The record is from RefSeq and is a predicted model, not a curated record. The coding region runs from base 748 to 2358 and encodes 536 amino acids. Gene Ontology annotation, molecular function: sequence-specific DNA binding; DNA-binding transcription factor activity.
UUUUUGAAAAAAAGAAGCUUGAAAUGGCUCUGUUCUUGUUCAGUUUUCAAAGAUAAACUUCCUUCAGCUCUGCAACUGCUAGAACAGGGUGCCUAAUGGAUAAUAUGAUCUAGUGCUGGAAAUGUGUUUUUUAUUUACUUAUGAAGUGCUAAAUAAGUCGAACUCUGAGUCUCUGACUUUAUGGAGCAAAACUGAAGCUGUAAUUGGAGUAAAAGUCAUUUAUGUGUAGACUGGAAUUGAAGUGUUGAGUUGUGAUGGUGGAUUUUCAUUUGGCUAAAUCUUGUUCAAGUAUCUAACUGAAUUACUUAUAUAAUGAUUUUGUCUCCUUCUGCUAGAAAGUUGUGUUGAAUAGGGAGGUCCCUCAUGUAUCAACCUAAGAAAAGAAUGUAGCAGGUAGAGUAGGUUGGGUCAUUUGAUUUUGUUUCGUUAAGAAUCAUCGCAUCCUCCUUCUUUGAAGGUUUAGGAACCUAUUAUCGAAGUGGUUUUAAGUAGCCAAAUUUGCAUCUCUCAUCUUUACGAAUCCGGUUGAUGAGGAAGUGUUUUGAAGAUGUCGAGAUUUCAUCUCUGAUCCCAUCGAUAUGGAACUGUUUCUUGAUUUCUUGAUAUAGAUCAUAAAGAGACAGAUGGAAAGAAUCUGGGCUGUCAAGGCUGAAGGAUCAUGUUGGAAACAGUCCUGCCAGUCUCGAAUCCUUUGAUUGCUCCAACCCCCACAAGGGGACAGAAACUGUUCUGGCAAGCUGUCCAUCAAUGCAAGCAUCCCAGCAACACAGAAGCUCAGUCAUGGCUAGCAGAUUGUACCAUCAAAUAAAGCAAGAAGUCGAGCCUGAGCCCUACUGGUUCCCUCAACUCCCACCUACUGACCCCUCUCUCUGCUAUAGUGACGGAUUCCACUUCUCUGUUGAGAGUUCCAAUGAAAAUUUUUGCACUUUGGAGUCAUCCUCUGCAAAUGGCAGUUAUACUGCCUACAACUCUACAUCACUUGUCGGUUUCUCACCAAAUGGAAGCCCAAUGUCACAGCAAGAUUCUCAGUCGUAUCCAUCCGACUUGCAUCACUCUCCUGACAAUAAUGGUGGCUCUCCUAUUAGUGGUUCCUGCGUAACCGAUGAUGUAAGUGAUUUGAGGGAUAAGCUGAAAGAGCUGGAAACUGUGAUGUUGGGCCCUGAUUCUGAUGUUAUUGACAGUAAGACCUCACUAGAGAUGGGCACCUGGAGACUUGUAACAGAUGCAAUCUCCAGAGGGGACUUAAAACAGGUCCUUGUCUUUUGUGCAAAAGCCCUGUCAGAUAAUGAUCUCUUGAUGGCACAGUGGUUAAUGGAUGAAUUACGCCGAAUGGUGUCGGUUUCUGGGGAGCCAAUCCAGAGGUUGGGAGCCUACAUGUUGGAAGGGCUAGUGGCACGACUAGCCUCCUCAGGGAGCUCAAUCUAUAAGGCUUUGCGAUGCAAAGAACCAAAGAGUGCUGAUCUAUUAUCUUACAUGCACAUUCUUUAUGAGGUUUGCCCCUACUUAAAGUUUGGCUACAUGUCUGCAAAUGGAGCCAUUGCAGAGGCCAUGAAAGAUGAAGAUAGAGUUCAUAUUAUCGAUUUCCAAAUAGCUCAGGGGAGUCAGUGGAUCACUCUCAUCCAAGCAUUUGCAGCUAGGCCUGGUGGACCACCCCAUAUCCGAAUAACUGGUAUUGAUGAUUCCACAUCUGCAUAUGCCCGUGGAGGAGGCCUAAACAUUGUGGGAAAGAGGCUGUCUAAGCUUGCAGAGUAUUUUAAAGUGCCAUUUGAAUUCCAUGCUGCUGCCAUGUCUGGUUGCGAAGUCCAGCGGGAACACCUUCAAGUUCGACCAGGAGAGACUGUAGCUGUAAAUUUUGCUUUCAUGCUUCACCACAUGCCUGAUGAGAGUGUCAGCACUGAGAAUCAUCGUGACCGACUCUUGAGGCUAGUUAAGAGCCUGUCUCCGAAGGUUGUAACCCUUGUGGAACAGGAAUCUAACACAAAUACUGCUCCAUUCUUCCCAAGGUUCCUGGAGACAUUGAACUAUUACACAGCCAUGUUUGAAUCAAUUGAUGUGACUCUCCCCCGGGAACAUAAAGAGCGGAUCGAUGUUGAGCAGCAAUGCCUGGCAAGGGAUGUUGUUAACAUCAUAGCUUGUGAGGGGGCUGAGAGAGUGGAACGACAUGAACUCUUGGGGAAGUGGAGGUCAAGGUUCAGAAUGGCAGGGUUCACUCCUUAUCCUCUAAGCUCCUUGGUUAAUGCCACCAUAAAAACGCUACUUGAGAACUACUGCGAUAGAUAUAGGCUUGAAGAGAGAGAUGGGGCUCUGUACCUUGGUUGGAUGAAUAGGGAUUUGGUUGCUUCCUGCGCAUGGAAGUGAUUUACAUUUUUGUCCUUUUACUCUCUUUACUAUUGUCCUCACACAUUUGAGAACAGGGGACUUGAACUGAGGGCCUCUUAGUACCCUGUUCUUGUACCAUUGAUCAAGGCCUCUGGCAUGCAUGGAAGUGACAAUGAUGCUUUUAUUGUUAGUGUUAAUUUUAGGAGACUGGGCACUACCUUUGGUACAUAGUCCUCUUUCUCUUAGCUGCCAAGAGCUUAUAAGCGGGGUUUCUUUUUAACCAUGUACUUCUUAUAAAUUACAGGUUAUCCACCUUUGCAGUCA